UCAAACACAACCUCUCAACCACCCUUUCCCCUUUCUCUCCACUUCGAUUCUACUUCCGAGUAUUAACUUAUAAUCUACUUCAAUCUUACGGGCGAAAAAGAAAGAGCAUCGCCGACGUUUACUUCGAAUACUGGGAAUGUCAACCUUGCAUCCACUUUCACAUCAGCUUACAACAAACGUCACACAACCAUGAAGGACAACAUCACCACAGGCUCGCGACCCCCUUCUACUACAUCUAUACCAAGAGCCCGCCAAAUGUCUACCAGCACUUCCCUCCGUCCAGAUCAUGUCCCCAGCAACACCGACGCAUCUGCAGCCGCAGGCACAAAGCGCAAGGAACGCGACUCCGACGACGCGACGUCAGCUUCGACCGCCGCAAAGAACCGCGAUCUAGGCAGCGAAACCAAGAUCAAUGUUUUCGUCCGGUGUCGCGGUCGGAGCGAGCGCGAAGUGCAAGAGAAGAGCGAUGUAGUGGUGCAUACGGAUGGUCUAAAAGGCACGACGGUGGGGGUGGGGUCGAAUGGUAUGAGUGGCAAGACCUACGCAUUUGAUGGGGUCUUUUCUCCCAGGGCGGAUCAGCAGAUGGUUUUCGACGAAGUUGUAAAGCCGGUGCUAGACGAGGUUCUCAAUGGCUUCAAUUGCACCAUAUUCGCAUAUGGACAGACUGGGACGGGCAAAACGUACACAAUGUCCGGCGAUAUGUCGGAUCAUGUUCUUCUCCCAGACGAUGCGGGUAUUAUUCUCCGCGUGCUGCAUUCGCUCUUCCGUAACCUUGGAUCUCUGGACGGCUUAGCGACAAGCGAUGGCAACGAAAGUUCUGUGAAGAUAUCGUUUAUUGAGCUAUACAACGAAGAGCUUCGAGAUCUCCUUUCUUCAGAGGAAAAAUCAAAACUCAAGAUCUUCGAUGGAGACAGCAGGCGAGGACACGCCACCGUCAUGCAAGGCAUGGAAGAACGAUAUAUCACAUGUGCGAAGACCGGUCUCGACUUGUUGAGGAGUGGUUGCGACAAGCGACAGGUCGCCGCAACGAAAUGCAACGAUCUUAGCUCUCGUAGCCAUACCGUUUUUACUAUCACGGUGUACACCAAGCGGAUAUCAGCGUCUGGUGAGGAAGUUCUGUCUUUGGGAAAGCUGAACCUCGUUGACCUCGCCGGAUCUGAGAAUAUUGGACGGUCUGGCGCUGAAAGUAAACGUGCAGCAGAGGCUGGUCUGAUCAACAAAAGCCUCCUUACGUUGGGUCGAGUCAUCAAUGCUCUCGUUGAUCACUCACCACAUAUCCCAUAUCGCGAAUCAAAGCUCACGCGGCUUCUACAAGAUUCCCUAGGUGGGCGAACGAAGACUUGCAUUAUUGCUACACUAUCCCCCGCAAGAUCGAGCCUGGAAGAGACGAUUUCGACGCUUGAUUAUGCUUUCCGCGCAAAGAAUAUCAAAAACAAGCCUCAGACUAAUAAGUUGAUCCCUAAAAAGACACUCCUAAGAGAGUUUACCGAGGAGAUCGAAAAGCUUAAAUUGGAGCUCACUGCUACACGUCAGCGAAAUGGAGUGUACCUUCCACAGGACGCAUACGAGGAACUGAUCCGUGAAUCGGAAUCGCACAAAACGCUCGUCAAGGAGCAGCGUGAGCAAAUCGAAACAGCUCAGUGCAAACUUACCCGUAAGGGACAAGACCUACUUGAGCUCACCAGCUAUUGUAAGAGCCUGAAAAAGGAGAGCGAGGCUACACAAAGCAUUCUGGAGGAAACAAAAUCGUCUUUGGAAGAAGCAAAAGAAGCACUGGAACUUACAAAGGAACAACUGAAUGACGAAACACUUGUCUGCCGGGAGUUCGAGCGCACCGAACAGCAACUUGUGAACCUUCAUCAGCAGCUGGUAGCAACGCUCGACCAAUCCACCUCGGAUAUCACAGAGCUACAUUCAGCAUUGGAACGGCAUUCAGAAUCACGCACGAGACACCAAGCGCACUAUAGCAGAGUCCAAAUCGAUGUAGCGGAAACGACAAAGUUGGUCGAUGGCCGACUUGCCGGUUUUCAGGCAGAGCAGCAAGGAUUGAUCGAUAUACUUUCGAAGCAGAUGAGCGAAUUCGUCGAACGCGAGUUAACAGAGCUCAAUAAGAGAAAACUGGAUCUCAAAGAGGGAGUUACAAUCUUUGAGCAAUCGCAUCAAGAGGGCGCGGCGCAGAGUCUGGAAGCGAAGAAUGAGCUCAAUCAGGCACUACGCAAGAUGGACCCUCUCACAGAAGAGCUCAAGAGGAAAGCCGAAAUGGGCUUUCAUAACAUGAGCCAAAUCUUUGAACGACUGGUGGACAGUCUGACAGCAGGAAUGGAAACUUUCUACUCGCAGAUGUGCUCGAAUUACACCAGUCUUAACGCAGAUCUCAAGACGAUUUUUGACAGCCUUUUACAGGAAGCCGCUGAGCAGCGCGAAGAAUUGGAACGUCUACAAAGCGAGAUGACUCAAGCGAAUCAACAGCUGGAUAAAAAUCAGUCAAACUCCAUUGAUGCUCUGACGGUUUUGAUGGACAGAGAGAAGGCCAUUAGAGAGCAAGAAACCAAGGAUAUGAUGCAGCGAAUUCAAAGCCUGGUCGAAGCUAAUGUUCAACAACAACAACUGCGCAUGGGAGAGAUCACCGGAAUAUCGGAACAACUCAAGGUCGAAGGGCAGACUCAUGCCUCUGCUGGAGCCUCAUUUGCCCAAGGCUGUGGACAGUUGGUUGCAAGGUUGACCAGCUAUGGCGACAAUCUCACCACGGCUCACGAAAAGACAGACAAACUCAUCAAUGCUGAUUGCGAGAUGGCAGAAAAGCAUAUGGUGGAGGCCAGAAUCAUGAGAUCUACAACCCGCGAGAAGACCAAAGAAGUUGCCAUGGGAUACGGUCAAAGUCUAGUUUCGGAUGUUGAUAACCUCGUGGCCGGUAUCGACCAGAUCAAGGAGAAGACCGAGUCACUGCACAGUACGCGAGAGCAGCACGUCUACAACCUCAAUGCCACGAUCCAGAGCUUGAGUUCCAAACUUGAUCACGACUUGGCAGAUUCGAUAAUUCGGAACGAAGCGUAUGCCCAUAACGCCACAGAGCAGAUGACUGAUCUCCGUGAAUCUUUCCACUACACGAACAAAUAUGCACACGCACGCGCUUUGAUACUAGAGCUAGGGGAUCGCGUGGGAUAUAGCAGGCUUGAGGAUUUUGGCCAUACUGGAAGGACGCCGGAACGCAAGGAUUACACUUUCCCGAGAACCAUGCCACGAACUACAAGCCGUGACCGACUUUUGGGGCGUCUGAAGGCUGGCGGUGCGGUUGACCAGCCAGCGUGCGACACCAUGGGUAAGAAGCCCGCCAAAACACCUGUAUUUGUGGACACUCACGGACAGCUGGAGAAACUUGACCCCACAGUGGCAAUCACACCCACGGUCAGCCUGCGUGAAAGGGACCCGAGAAAGGUGAACAUUAUGAGCCUAAAAGGCAUACCAGAGAACGCUGGCCCCGAGAAACCCGCACCGGAGCCCAUAAAGUCAUUGAAACGUCCUGCUAGUAGUGCUCUGCCGGAGGGAAGGACCUUCACCAAAAGACGUGUACUUCGUAGUGGUUAGCACCGAGCAAUCGCGCUGUCAGGAAGUGUAACAAUCUAGAUGUAAGAUUACAAUAUCAAACCCCAAGGGUGAACAGACAUCAUGUAUGAUGUCGUUGAUACAAACGGUUAUACACGUUACCACUGUAAAAGGAGGCUGUUAUGCAGUUCUUUGACACUGUGAAGCUAUCAAAAACUCUAUCGCAUUCUAACCUGUAGGCUGUAAGACGGAUGAAAACGUAGCCUAGUUGCUUGAAACAUUCAAUGUACGGCUUUUAGUACGAAUAGCAGUCAUACAUGGCUCGGUAUUGUUGUGAUAUGCCCAAUUGAACCACUCAAUACAGUGGAGGCCUUCUUUGGUACGCUGAGUAGCGGACGUGUCUAGCUUGCUGUGCCGCAAUGUUUGUCUACACUGGUAGCUUCGUACCUCAUCGAGUUGAAGAUUUAACAAGCGACGUGCGAUUUAAAGAAGCCGAU
Messenger RNA from Aaosphaeria arxii CBS 175.79, 4040 nucleotides. Its product is annotated as kinesin-domain-containing protein. Gene Ontology annotation, molecular function: plus-end-directed microtubule motor activity; microtubule binding; ATP binding. Bases 190 to 3585 code for a protein of 1131 amino acids. Gene Ontology annotation, cellular component: spindle microtubule; nucleus. The transcript is spliced from 3 exons. Gene Ontology annotation, biological process: microtubule-based movement; mitotic spindle assembly. Lineage: Eukaryota; Fungi; Ascomycota; Dothideomycetes; Pleosporales. The record is from RefSeq and is a predicted model, not a curated record.